AAGCUCUUAAAGCUCCACACCUUUCUACCCUAUCAUCUCUAUCAUCUCUACUUUUCAUCAUCAUCACCUUUGUACAAUACAACUUUUACUUGUACAAUAGAGCACUCCCAAUUGUAUCGUCAAUUCUAUGGCAAUACUUUCUAGAGUAAUAGUCUAAAGGGGCCCGAUGGCCACACCACCUGCCGAAUGUCGCAACUACCCCCCUGACGGCUACCAAAAUCCUAAAUUCCCCUCUCUCUGCUGGCCUCCUCAGAACCCCUACUGCGCUUUAUAUUCGGUCGGGGACUCGUGGCGAUUUACCCUGCUCUGGACCCUGAUCCUCUAUGCGGUUUUCCAUUUCGGAGCCGUGGGCAUCGCCCUGGCUAUGCAGAUCGGAAAACCGCGAUUCGUAUGGAAGUACAUGCUAGCCGUUCCAGUCGUAUAUGCCUUGGUGGCGGGGGCUGAGGCCUUGUUUACGGGUAGUAUUGUUGGCCUAGUGCUCGGCGCUAUCUACGUCUCUGGAUGCUAUCAGAUGCCCACGUGGAUACCGUUCAUAUGGGGAUGGAUAAACGUCCUAAUCUUGAUUGUCUCCUCCUUUACUAUCCAGGGAGGUCUAUGAACCCCAAUACUGCAGUCUGAAACGAUCCGUGUGUCUAGGGGAACUCGACUGAGAAAGACUUUUCAACUCAAAAUUAAUGCAGUCGUGCCGCGGUAGGAG
Molecule: messenger RNA, 697 nt
Organism: Daldinia caldariorum
Lineage: Eukaryota; Fungi; Ascomycota; Sordariomycetes; Xylariales; Hypoxylaceae
Exons: 3
Coding region: 167-598 (143 amino acids)
Source: RefSeq, a predicted model, not a curated record